Messenger RNA from Culicoides brevitarsis, 862 nucleotides. RefSeq names its product proteasome assembly chaperone 2. The record is from RefSeq and is a predicted model, not a curated record. NCBI's taxonomy places the organism in Eukaryota, Metazoa, Arthropoda, Insecta, Diptera, Ceratopogonidae. Gene Ontology annotation, cellular component: nucleus; cytosol. Gene Ontology annotation, biological process: proteasome assembly. The coding region runs from base 67 to 771 and encodes 234 amino acids. The transcript has a single exon.
GUCACACAGUAGACGAUGACUUAGUGCUUUAAACCACAACAAAUCUCCCGUUUCGACAGAAAAAAAAUGAUAAAUUUAACAGAGAACACUUGCCUCGAAGGUUACACACUCCUCAUCCCGAGCACCUGCGUCGGAAAUGUCUCUCAACUCACCGCCGACUUGCUCAUCGAGAACCUCAAAAUGGUAAAAGUGGGAAAUGUCUUCCAUGACUCCAUUCCGCCGCUAAUUGGGCUCUCGGCAUUCGAACACGUCACGGAUAAAGUCACCACAGCUGCUGAAUUAUACGUCGACAGCAAGCAACUCGCCGUCCUGCAACUCCGAACGCCCUUGACAGCUCCUCUCAUGGGCGAUUUCUUCUCAAAACUCGUCGAUUUCGCCAAAAGUCACAAAGUCAAAGACGUUAUUGUGCUCACAGCUUGCUACGGAUACGAAAAACAUUCGGUUCAAGGAAGCGAUUUUGCCUAUUAUGACAACAAAAAUAAGGAUUUGAGCGGAAUUCCGGGAUUAGACAAAGCAGGAAGUCCCUUGAAGAUUUUGGGAGGCGGUUAUGCGGUGAAACUGUUUGAAAAAUUCGCUGAAGCAGACAUCGACACACUCGUACUUUACAAAUAUGUAUCGGAAGGCGACAAUAUUCCGGAUGCUGUGACUUUGCUCUUGAAAUUAAACGAAAUUCGAAAAUUCGUUGACGUCGGCCCGAAAAAUGACAAAUUAACGAUGCCGGUUUCGUGGAAAUUUUUGUUCGGAAAUCGACCUCCAACGGAAAUUUAUUGAGAUUUUUUUAAAAAUGAAAAUAAAAUUUUGUUUCAAACUUAAAAAUUUACCACAAAUUUUAUUUUUUAACUGGAGAAAGGAAAAAUUAAAA